GUGCGAAGCAUGGGAGUACCCGUCGUAGACCAGCUGGCCUGGGCCUACCAGAGCAUCUUGGCCAACACCGACCCCCGGGUGGCCAAGUGGCCGCUCAUGGGCAGCCCGCUGCCCGUGCUCUCACUGAUCGCGGGAUACGUGUACUUCGUCAAGAUAUGGGGCCCCGGAUGGAUGCGCGACCGAAAGCCCUUCCAGCUGCGCCUGCCUAUCCUGGCUUACAAUGUGGGCAUGGUGGCCGCCAACGGCUUCUUCUUCAUCUACGGCGGCCGGAGAACGUACCUGGGCGGAGGAUACUCGUGGUUCUGCCAGUCCGUGGACUACUCCUCCAAGCCGGAACCCAUGCUCAUCAUCACCCUCGGUUGGUGGUACAUGAUGCUCAAGCUGGCUGAGCUCAUGGACACUGUCUUCUUUGUGCUCACCAAGAAGAACAGUCAUAUCUCCGCUCUGCACGUCAUCCAUCACUCCCUCGUGGCCUGGUCCGUCUGGAUGGGCGUUAACUUCGGCGCCACGGGCCAGAACGCUUUCUUCCCCUUCGUCAACUGCUUCAUCCACUGCGUCAUGUACACGUACUACGCGCUUGCUGCCCUCGGCCCGCGGCUCAGGCCGUACCUCUGGUGGAAGCGGUACCUGACCCAGAUGCAGAUGAGCCAGUUCAUCUCGCUCAUCGUGCACGGCUCCAUCCCGGUGUUCUACGACUGCGGGUUCCCGCCGUACUUCGGCUACCUGACCAUCUUCGAGGCGAGCCUCUUCUUCGCACUCUUCUUCAACUUCUACGUCAAGACGUAUCGUCGGCAAGAGGCGGAGCGCUCGCGCUGAUCAUCUCCCCGUCACGGCUGUGUAAAUAGUUCCCCUGUACAUAGACGCCUCAAAUAAAGCAAGGUCUUUUGGCCUCACUCUCAA
Messenger RNA from Ixodes scapularis (black-legged tick), 900 nucleotides. RefSeq names its product elongation of very long chain fatty acids protein AAEL008004. Gene Ontology annotation, molecular function: fatty acid elongase activity. The transcript has a single exon. The coding region runs from base 10 to 816 and encodes 268 amino acids. Gene Ontology annotation, biological process: fatty acid elongation, saturated fatty acid; sphingolipid biosynthetic process; fatty acid elongation, monounsaturated fatty acid. Gene Ontology annotation, cellular component: endoplasmic reticulum membrane. NCBI's taxonomy places the organism in Eukaryota, Metazoa, Arthropoda, Arachnida, Ixodida, Ixodidae. The record is from RefSeq and is a predicted model, not a curated record.